Molecule: messenger RNA, 4215 nt
Organism: Symbiodinium sp. CCMP2456
Lineage: Eukaryota; Dinophyceae; Suessiales; Symbiodiniaceae
Source: the annotation of a GenBank genome assembly
AUGUCCGCUCCCUUGCGAACACUUGUUGGGGUCAUCCAAGCAGUUGCUAGAGGGCAGUUCCAUCCGGAUGCCACGCGCUCUGGUCACAUGGCUGUGCAGGGAUUGGUUGCUGCUCAACCACAGGGGCCGACUGCCCCAAGUGAUGCUGGCCCUCAUCAGGGGUCGGCUGCAUCCCGGGUGAGCUCAGCACCGGACGAGGCCACCCAUCCCUCUCCCGAAGAGGACAGUGCGCCGGGCCCCACGGCUGGGCCCGAUGGAUCGGAAGACGAUGUCUCCGAUGAUGAAAGUGUGCCAGCCGAAGAUUUGCCGGCUAUCGGGGCUCAAGACUCUCGAGCCAACAGCUUUGUGCCGCCCUUGGACUGGAACGAGAAGGGCGAAGUCUUUGAGAAUCCCCGCCGGGCACUGCUCAAGGCUCCGCCAGAACCGCUCGAGCUCCAAAAGGUUGAAACGCAACUUGAUGCUUUCAUCUUAGAGAUUCCUGAGUGUCGCAUGAUGACCACGUCACAUGGAGCUGACUCCUUGACUGAGUCCACUGCUGUCUUCCUUGAAAGGUGCCAGCGAGCUGGCCUCCCACAGGAGAACAUUAACCGCUUGCAAGACCAGCAGCUUACCACUCUUGCGAAGCUAGCUUUUGCAGCAGGACAGCCGGGCGAGACUCCCACGGACACCAAGCUUCGCGAGUUGGUCAAGAUUGGUGCAGCUGAUGUGCCGGUGCACGUGGUNNCGGCGCUCCGCCAAGUUGUCUUCGAGUCUCAAACCCUCUUGAUCUCACAGGUGAAAUCCUUGGUGGAACGACGUGAUGAUGAAUCUAAAAUCGAGCUACCUCCGGCUGAGAGGACUUCGAAGAUCAAGGAGCAGGCCAAAAGGUUGUUGGGGGUCCCUCUCGAGGGGCCGGCUGAGUGUGCGCACAAUUCGUAUGACAUUGUCAUGAAGGUCCUUGAGCAGAAUACCCUCACUUACCUUGCGCCUAGCAAAUUCCCCUCCAGGCACUCUGAGCUCCGACAGGACAAGCCCCCGAAGACUUUGACAAUUACCGGGAGCUCUGUUACUGUCAAGGAUGAGAGGCUCGACCUGGAGUGUGAGACUCAGGCACCUCUUGACCUUCAUUGGGCUUUUACCCGAAGGUCUCUCGCCUGCGACUUGGUAGGGUUGGCAACAUACGCCAAGCAGCAGGAGUGGCAUUCCCACUUGAUGCGACAUCUGACUUCGGACGACCCGCCUCCAGGAUACUCAAAGAUCACAGUCAGGCAAAUUCUUCAGGCUGACCAGGCGGCUUGGCUCCGGAUGAGUGAGCUCACCCAGGAUGGCAUUCGUCGCAAGCCAGACGGCACCUUGCCUCUUGAUGCUCUCUUCGCUCGCGUCAUGAGUGAUCCUCAGGUGAUUUUUCAUUUGCUCCAUCAGCCGCACAACAGCAACAAGCGCUGGGCGGACGAUGAUGGGAAGGGCUACGGGGCUGAUGCUUCCAAGCGACUUCGCAAAGGCAAAGGAGAUAAAGGCGAUGGCAAGGGCAAGAAGGGGAAGGUGCGAUUUGUGCCUCGCAAUCUUCCUGCCGAGCUUCAGGGAAUGAACAGCACGACUCGAUCCGGCCAGCCGAUAUGCUGGAAUUACAACAUGGAGUGCGGAUGCACCGCUGCCCAGCCGGGCAAGAAGUGCCCCCGCGGCAUUCACAUGUGUAUGAAGCCAGGUUGCGGGAAGAAUCACUCCCUCCAGGAGCACCUGGCCAGUCGCUCUCUUCAACAUCCAGACGGGAAUCCCUGUCUUCGAGAGUCAGACCCUGCAUUGCAUGAGCGCAUUUUGCGCACCAAUCGACUUUGGGAGCUGUCUGGGCACAUCAUGUCCCAGGCCUUUCAUGCCGGCGUCCCCGUCAGUUGCGAGAGCCCGGUGCAGUCACAUGUUUGGGCUUCCAAGGCAUUUUCUUCUCAAUCCAUAGACUUACCAUUCUUGCGCACCACAUUUGAUCAUUGCGCUUAUGGCGGUCCUCGCCCCAACACGUCUUUGUUGCUUCAUUGCCUCCCAGUGCUUUCCAACUUGGACGGACGCUGUGACAAUCUUCACCAGCAUGCUGCCUGGUCUCGUGUGACCGGGCCACGCCUUCACGAUGACCGAGCCUACCCUAACGACCUCUGCAAAAGUUGGGGUCAGCUAGUGCUGCAGCAGCUCAUUGACUUAGGUGCCAGCGCCCCUCCUGCUGAACUUUCUCAACUACAACCUGAUGAUCUUGCCGCUGCCCGAGCUGCCACCAAUGAUCAGAUUGGCCGUCGCAGGCCCCCCAUGGUGCCCGAGUUCAAAACUUUUGUGCGGCUCACCGGGCCUUUGCAUGCCCUGCCGCCCAUGAAUCUCAAAACCGAGUGGCCUAUCCCCUCAAGCAUUGCGUGCGAGCCUGCCAUUUCCCACCUCCCACCCGGUUCUAAGGUUGUAGGUCCCUCCUUAAGUGCUCGGGGUGAUGAUAAGGAGGUCCCUAGUCUCGAUAAGGCCCCGGGUGAUGACAAGGAUGUCCCUAGUCCCGAUAAGGCCCCCCUUGACUGCCCAGCUGAUUCCAGCUCGCUUUGUGAAGGUGCAGAGAAGCUGGCCAAGAGUCUAGCUUCGCAGCCAGGCCCCAUCGCCUCACGUGACAUGGAACGAUUGUGCCGAUCUCUCCCUCUCGAGUCCCCUCACCGAGGCAAGUGCGAGAGUGACGGUUCCUUCAGGGCUGGGAUGUACAUCAAGGGUGGGAUUGUUGGUUUGCAGAAAUCUUGUCGAACGCACCCGUGGAGUAACAAGGCGAUCUCGAGGUUUGUUGCCGAGCAAUCCGCCUCCAUUGGCUUUUCUUCACGCUUCACUUCGGCCGUGGUCCUAGUGAACACAAGGACCGAACCCCACAGAGACAUCGCCAAUGCUGGCGAGGACAACAUCAUCAUUCCUGUCAGCCGCUUUGACAAGGGCGGUGUGUGGAUCGAGCACCCCGAUGGCCCCGAUGUUAGGACGCUGAUGAACUUCGAGGAAGUCAUCCAGAAGAACGCUUCGGAAAGCCCCGCUUCUCUUGGCCAGUUCAGGUGCAGCAUGCCGUCUCAUUGCCAGCGGGUUUUAAGCUCUAAGAGGUUGUGUCUGUUCAAAGAAAUUCUUGACACUUGCGGACAUGGCGAUGUCACUCUGGUUGACGAGGUCUCCCAGGGCUUCAGGUUGAGCGGGGCCAUACCGGACUCGCACGUCUUCCGUGCUAAGAGGACCACAGCCUCGAUGUCCACCGAUGAGCUUAAGUCCACCUCUAGCAAGAUGAGGGAGUACAUCCUAGGCACUUGUAAGAGCAGCGGCGACCCUGAACUCGACAUUGCUACUUACAAUGCCACGAAGGACGAGCUCGAACGAGGUUGGCUGUGGGGACCGGUUUCCGCGUCCUCACUGCCCGAGGACGCCAUACUCACUAGGAGAUUUGGGAUAUGGCAGUCGUCCGGUGACCAGCAGAAAUGCAGACCGAUAGAUAAUUAUCGCGAGAGUCUUGUCAACUUGACCACAUCCGCGAACGAGACCAUCAGCAUACACAGUGCAGACACCGUCGCUGCAGGCAUUGCUUUUGACAUGAGGGCAAGCCGCGAUGUGGGCAAGCCCCGCAGCCUACUGAUGAAGGCGUGGGACCUUCGCAAAGCAUACAAAAAUCUGCCGCUCCAUGAAUCGUCUCUUCAUGAGAGCUACUUGUGUGUUUACGACCCGGACACUCAGACGACGCAAAUCUUCGGACAAUUUGUUUUGCCCUUCGGGGCGCGAUCCAGCGUCCAUGGAUUUUGCAGAGUUUCAGCAGCUUUAUGGCUGGCUGGAGUCAGCAUGCUGCGGCUGCACUGGUACUCGUACUUCGACGACUUCCCAACCAUUGAGCCCGAGCAAACGUGCCCCAUAGCGCAAAUGGGUGUUGACUUCUUGUUCACGCUUCUAGGAUGGGAGACAUCCUCAGAGAAAAACUCCCCUUUUUCCAGCGUCUGUAAGAUCCUAGGCCUUGAGUACAAUCUUGAAGAGACCAAGCUUGGGACCCUAGUCAUCAAGAACACGGCUAAAAGGGUUGAGGACAUCUCGUCCGAGAUAGACAAGUGUCUUGAAAACAACUUCCUCUCUGCGAAGGAUGGCGAGCGGCUCAGGGGCCGCCUCAACUUCAUGGAUGGCCAGUUGUUUGGCAAGCUCUCCCAGCAUGCCUUCAGGGGAUUGACCAGACACGUCCUCGCAGGAGGCCCCGGCGAGUUUCCAUAG